Molecule: messenger RNA, 1675 nt
Organism: Lethenteron reissneri (Far Eastern brook lamprey)
Lineage: Eukaryota; Metazoa; Chordata; Hyperoartia; Petromyzontiformes; Petromyzontidae
Product: TOM1-like protein 2
Biological process (GO): signal transduction
Cellular component (GO): endosome; membrane
Molecular function (GO): ubiquitin binding; clathrin binding; phosphatidylinositol binding
Source: RefSeq, a predicted model, not a curated record
UCGCGCGCGCGUGACCGGGUCACGUGUUCCGCCAUGGCGUUCCUGCUGCUCAACGCGUUCAGCUCUCCCGUCGGGCAACGCAUUGAGAAGGCCACAGAUGGCUCCUUGCCGUCCGAAGACUGGAACCUCAACAUCGAGAUCUGCGACAUCAUCAACGAGACGGAUGAGGGGCCUAAAGAUGCCGUGAAGGCCUUGAAGAAGCGCAUCGGUGGAAACAAGAAUUUCAAGGAGGUCAUGUUGGCGCUGACGGUGCUGGAGACGUGUGUGAAAAACUGCGGCCACCGCUUUCACGUGCUCAUCGCCAGCCAGGACUUUGUGGACGGGGUCCUGGUGCGCAUCAUCCAGCCCAAGAACAACCCCCCCACCAUCGUGCAGGAGAAGGUGCUCAGCCUGGUGCAGACAUGGGCGGAUGCGUUCCGGAGUGCUCCGGACCUGACGGGAGUGGUACACGUGUACGAGGACCUCAAGAGGAAGGGUGUGGAGUUUCCCAUGACCGACCUUGAUGCGCUCUCCCCUAUCCACACUCCACAGCGGAGCACGCCGGAGGUGGACCCUGCAGUGAGGAACACCUCCCAGGGGGGUCGGCCUGCCCCGGGCACCGCGGCAAUGUCGGCUUCUGCGCCCCCGCACCCACUGCCCCCCGCCCACGCCCACGCGGCGUCCGUGGCGGCUGGACCCAUCUCUCCCACUCCGGAACAGGUUGCAAAGCUGCGGAGCGAGCUGGACAUUGUCGAGUGUAACGUGAAGGUGAUGUCCCAGAUGCUGACGGAGCUGGUGCCAGGGCAGGUGGAGGAUUCGGACCUGCAGCUGCUGCAGGCCCUGCAUCAGACGUGCCGCACCAUGCAGCAAAGGGUCAUCGAACUGGUCCCGCGCGUCUCCAGCGACGAGGUGACGGCCGAACUCCUGCGGGUCAACGACGAUCUCCUCAACAUCUUCCUCCGAUACGACCGGUUCGAGAGAUACCGGGCGAGCCGGGCGGCGCAGCAGGACCCCACGGAGGACGCGCUCGCCGCCGAGCCCGGCGCGCUCGCCGCCGCCACCUCCAGGCAACCGGCGGCUCCGAGCUCCCAGGCCGCGUCAAGUAACACGUUUCCAGACGGCCUAAAAAACCCGGGACCCGGCGCGUUGGCCACCAACCCGGCAGAUGUGGCGAGCAACUCCUUAGCCAGCCAGCUGGCCAGCAUCGGUGUGGCCGGAGACAGCGUAACGGGAACCCUGAGUGCGCUGGGCGUGUCGAGCGCUGUCCCCGUCAAGGCCGACACGUUCGACAUGUUCGCCCAGAGCCGCGGCAGCUCCCUGGCUGACCAGAGGAAACACAUCGUGUACGAGGAUCCGCAGGCGGUCACGGGUCUGGCAGGAGCUCUGGACGCCCGGCAACACAACACAGGCGCAAUCCCGGUCGCGCAUGUGUCCUCAAAAGACGAGGUAGAUGCAUGGCUCUUGGCCGAUUCGGGGAAAGGAGAUGAGACGGCAGAAGUGGCCACUUCUGGGACGGCUGAAGCGUUCGACUCAUUUCUGGCUUCGAGAGCGACCGUUGCAGAGAAGCUGCCUGACCUCCCGAUGCCCCCGCCGAGUGAGGGCCCAGCUCGCUCGUCCGUCCAAGGCAAGAAGAAGAUGGACAAGACGGAAGAUUCUCUCUUUGCCCUUUAAAAUCACGUCUGCGGGGGGGGGGGGG